Molecule: messenger RNA, 3066 nt
Organism: Penicillium riverlandense
Lineage: Eukaryota; Fungi; Ascomycota; Eurotiomycetes; Eurotiales; Aspergillaceae
Exons: 4
Coding region: 1-3066 (1021 amino acids)
Source: RefSeq, a predicted model, not a curated record
AUGUCCGAAGCUUCGCGACAAGGUGCAGUCCCCCAGGGAUCUUCGCCAGGGACUCCGGCCGACGAGACCAUUCAACCAGCCCAAACAUCAACACCGGUCGCCGACCAGAGGAAAUUGCCGGGCUGGCUAGAUCAUUUCAACGCGCGCGACCUGAAAGUGUUGUUUCGCUGCUCGGUAGCAGCAUGGGUCGCGUCACUGUUGAUCUUCAUCGGGCCUUCGCAUGACCAGAUUGGGACUGCGACUUUUUUCGCGACCCUUGUGCUCUUCAUAGUGCCUCCCAGCGGUAUCGUGUUCAUCUUCAUCCUGGCAGCCCUGACGCUUCUCAUCGGCAUCGGUCUGGCCUGGGCAUGGGGUACCAUUGUCAUGAAAGCUGCGCUGGCCGCGCGACCGUCGUCUGAUACCGAGGCUACACUUCAAGCGCUCGGGAAACAGGCCUACAGUCAGGCCAAUGCGACAGGACAACCCGUCGCAGCCGUUGAACAGAAGCUUAUUUAUGACGGCUGGAUGCUGGAUGCCCGUGUGUCUGCAGUCUAUUUUUCCCUCAUAUGCCUGUUUAUCUAUGUGUUGGCACGCGUGCGGGCUAAGAACCCUAAAUUCACGAUUACACAGAUCUUUGGCACCAUCAUCGCGGAUCUUUUCUUGACCCUUGGCCCCCUGCUUCCCGCAUUCAAUGGAACUCUGCCUAAGCUCUUGAUUGAACCCGCAGCCAUUGGCAUAGGGAUUGGACUGGCUUGCUGCCUGAUCUUUUUUCCCAAAUCGACGUCCCACACGGUGCUGGCCGGCUUUGAGGGUCUGGUACGGCUCUUGAAAACACCAUUGGACUUUACGCUAGCCAGUCUUGCAAAAGAAGGCGAUCCGCUUAUUCUCAAGAGCCUUCGUAAAAACAAGGCAAGGACGAUUGGAGCGUACCGGAGCAUAGAGCCAGCGCUAGGAUUUUUGCCAUUGGACUUCGGUCUGGGAUGGUGGAACGCGGACGAUAUCCGAAGUCUCAGGGAGCCAAUCCGGCAGGCUCUAGUUAACAGCGUGGCUCUUCUUGAGCUUCACAUCGCCCGUUUGAGCGGGGCGACAAAGCUUGAGAAGCUGGACGAAAUCAUUGCCGGUCACCAUCACGAUUCGGACACUGAGCCCGGAAAUUCCGAGCAAGACGAAAAGAAGAAGAAAAAGAAUAAAAAGAAGCCGCAUGAGGUCGGUAUGCGCCAGCUCCUAGAGACCGGCAAUCUUGUGAACGCCCUUCGCAGCCCCGAACAUGAGUCUAUUCGAUUGGAGACCAUUGAAGCUAUUCGAGAUUCCAGCAGAGAUAUACUUCCCGCUUGUCAGGAGGCUACUGAGACCGUGGCCUCAGUCAUCCAUGUGGUCAAUUCAGCUCGAUGGUUUGGUCGACCAUCUAAACAAAACUUGAACGAGGCGCUGGAGCGCAGCCAAGCGACGCUUCAGGCUCUUCAGGCGGCACGGAACUCAUUUGCCACAGAAGCUACUGAGAGACUGAUUCAGACCUAUGGAGACAUGUUUGAUGAAUCUGGAAAGCUGAAAAGCCUUGAGCACUCCACGUCCCUCUCGGUAAGGGGCAUCAUGAUAGGAAUGGUUUAUGAAGAGCAUGUCCUUGGUGUCGCCGACUCCUGGGAGAAAGUUCUUUCUCAGAUCACUGCUCUUCUGAAAGAACGCCAGAAGAUUCAACUCUGGCUACCCAAAGGACUGCGUUAUGCAGUCAACUGGGUCUCUCGAAGAAACGCUGUGGCCCCGGUCAUCGUCGCGCAAGGGUCCGAAACCGAUCCUGACAUCGCAGAAUCACAAUCAAAAGCAGCCCAACAGCGUCUUCGCAUCAGCAGAGGAUACCGUGUGAAACGACGGAACGGUCUGGGACGAGCUAUUCUCAGCACGUAUCACUGGCUCAUCAACCCAGAUGGCAUGUAUGCCCUACGAAUGGUGGCCGUGACAAUUGCCCUCGGUAUUCCUGCUGUCAUCCCGUCAAGCGCAGGCUUCUACUUCCGGGAAAAGGGACUUUGGGGCCUCAUCAUGGGCCAAACAACCAUGCUUAUCUACAUGGCCGACUUUACCUUCUCUGUUAUCUCGCGGGCUAUUGGCACUAUUGUUGGUGGUAUUCUAGGCUUGCUGGCAUGGUACAUCGGCUCGGGCAAUGGACCCGGCAAUCCUUACGGCCUUGCCGCCAUCAUGGCAGUCGUGAUUGUUGUUCUGAUGUGGGGACGUUUAUUCGCACCUCCCGCUUUGCUCCAGGCCUGCAUGAUGGGUGGUGCUACCUGCAUUCUCGUCGUGGGUUACAGUUACGACGAUACACACAUCCCACAGUACGGCAACCCUGGUAUAGGUUACAACGUGUUUUGGCGACGACUCGUGCUCGUUGUCAUAGGCUUUGCAGCUGCCAUAAUCGUGCAACUCUUCCCACGACCCCCCUCUGCCUCGCGGCAUAUCUGCAAGUCGCUCUCAAACGUCAUCCGUUCACUCUCUGACCACUAUGCCCUCCUCCUCUCGUCCUGGGGCCAGUCCGAUGGCAAUGCGGGACUGGUAGCUGAGAAAAUUGCGCUCGAUCUUGGUGAAAAACUCAAUUCACUGAACGGUCCUAUCGGAAUGCUCCGCUUCGAGUUCUCUGGCUCGCCAUUUGACAGCGACCGUCUAGCCCAGGUCAAAACCCUGUCCGAGGAUAUGAACCGGAGCGUCGCCCGGCUGUUGUAUCUCUCUGCGUCGCUACCAGAGUACCUACAGGCACGUCUCUCACGUUAUGUUGGUCUUCUCGAUCACCGCAAUAUCGGUGAUAUUAUGGCCGUGCUAGGAGUCGUGGAGCAGGCGCUUAAAACCGGAGACCCGUUGCCCGAGGUCCUGCCCACGCCACUGCUUAAACGCUGCUACGAGUUUUGGCAAUCGCGUCAUGUGGAUAUUGUGCUCAGUACGGAAACCAUCCGUGAUGAGAACUACCGGAAGUUCUGCGUUGCGCUUAACUCUUACCUCAAGUUCCUGGCUGCCAUCGAUGAUCUGGUGCUUGUCAUGAAGGGCACGCUGGGCGAGUCUCAUAUUGUUAGCCGAGAGUUGACGCACGACGAGUAUGAGGUGUAA